UAUUGCGCUCACCUUUAUCUGCUCACCUUGAAGUGAUUCAAAAUUCGAACUUAAUAAUAUAAAACAUUGAUUUACUAAAUUCACAUCAGUAGCAAAAACAACAUAGGUAAUAUAAUAUAAUAUCUCUGUGAUCAAGGUUUAAAAAUGGUGUUUGAAAUAAAAAAUAAAGUGGCAUUGAUUACUGGAGGUGCCUCAGGUUUGGGAUUAGAACAUGUAAAAGCUUUGUUGGAGAAUGGAGUUAAGGGGGUAACCAUAGCAGAUGUAAAUGAAGCGAAUGGUACCAAAGUUACUGCAGAACUACAAGAAAAGUACGGCAAAGAUAGGGUCAUAUUCGUUAAAACUGAUGUUACUGACAAAGAAAGCUUCGAAAAUGCUUUUCUAGCCACAGUCAGCGCAUUUAGAUAUAUAGAUAUACUUAUCAAUAAUGCUGGCGUAAUGCUGGAUGUGAAUAUGUCAUUAGCUGUAGAUAUUAAUGUCAAAGGAACACUUAAUGGCAUUAUAUUGGGUAUGGAAAAAUAUUUAAAACAAUACAAACAAGGAAGCGAAGCUGUCAUUCUUAACACAUCUUCAAUUAAUGGAGUAAAUGGGAUGCCCAUAGCACCAGUAUACGGAGCAACAAAAUUUGCUGUUACAGGAAUGACAAUGUGUUGGAGUGAUCCUUUCCACUAUGAAAGAACCAAAGUGCGUGUCAUAGCUAUUUGUCCAGGUAUUACCGAAACCCCAUUGGUUGCGAAUUGUAUAAAACCGGAAACGUUAGUCACACCGGAAUAUUAUAAACCUUAUAAGCUAGCUGUAGAAGCAGGCCUAUUACCAAUGCAAAAAGCUGACCACGUGGGCAAAGAAAUGAUUGGAGUUUUGAAAUAUGCGCCCAAUGGAACUCUUUGGGUAAUAGAAGCAGGAGCACCAGCCUAUCAGUUUAUCAUUGAAGAGAGAAAUGUGUUUAAGAACAACGUAUUAAAAACUUCUUAGUACAGUUAAUUAAAAUUUAUUAAGGAAAAAAAGCUUUAAAUUUACUUCGAUUCAGGGGCCACCACCAUCAGUUCUGUUGACUCUAAAAAGAAGAAACGUAUGUCAACUGAUAGUCUGGGUAAAUUAUCGGACAAUAGGCCAUUUUUGGGAAAAGUUAUUUACCAGCAAUUUUAUUGCUGGAAUCGAAUCUUAUGACUGUAUAUAUUAAUAAUAUAGCUAUGUAAAGUCCGCAGAUAGUAUGCUACUUUUUUAUAAACAAAAUGGCGCCCGAUAAUCGUGCUUUUUUCAAUUUUUGCUCUAUAACUCCAAAGAUUUUAACUUUAAACCAAAAACACCUAAAUAAAAAUUCACCGUAAUUAAGUUCUGCAUUGAGAGGUGUUUUUCCGAAUUACUUCGACAAAAAUUUUCCCCGAAAAAUGCGGGUUUUUACAACAAAAUUUUUAAUUUUCAACUAAUAUUUUAGAUAAGUUUACGAAUAAUUAAAUAACUUGGUAAUCUAAAAGCUCUUUCCGUACAGAUUAUAAUCCCAGAAGACGAUGAAAAUCGAAUGAAUAGUUUAGCAACAAUUGAAUUGUUAAUUAAAAAUUAACGGUCGCUCUAAUAACCACAAUAAUAAUUAUGAUACGUAAGAACAGCUAUGAUUGUUGUAUAAAAAGACAUUGUACCUAUCUAAUGUACUUUACAGAAUUGAAAUUGGAUUAUUUAAGCGGCCUCAGGAAUAUUUUAAAAUUAUAAACAAUUUUUUGGCUUAUAAACAAAUAGAAUAUCUCGGGAAAUGGUAAAUUAAAUUAAAUUGUGAAAAUGGCAUUAGAAAGAAAGCCACAGGGUGCUUGUUUUAAAAUAAAAAACGUUUAAUUGUGAUGAGUUGUUACGACCGGUCAAAGUUGACCGGCAUUUACGGCAAAGAUAUAAACAAUAUGAUCAUAAUUUUUGAACCAUCACCUUUUUAUUUAUGUCCUCUUUCUCCACAUCAAUUUUCAUAUCUAUAAAAUACUCAUUACAUAUAUUAUUAUAAUAAAAACUAUCGAUAUUACGGGUAAAAAUUGCCAAAAAUAGCAAAAUUCCAAUCAAAAAUUAGGUUGGAGAAAAUGUAAUCUCAAAGUUCAAAAUCGGUAUACGUUAAAAAAAUGCGUUUUCUCGGCUUCCCAUGGAGCAAUUUUCUUCAUUAUUAUUUUGUUCUCAAGUAACUCGAGUAGAGCCAUCUAACUAACGCAUUAUUAAAUGUCAAACUUGCUUUUGUUUUGUUAUAAUAGAUUAAUUUAUUUACAAGAAAAAAAACUACAUAUUUUUUACAGUUGUAAACUUUUUUUAGAUAAACUUACUACAAGUGUACCUUUUAACGUUAAAAACACAAAUAUUCUCAUUUGAAAGCUGUAUAAUUAUUUAAACAAUCUUUAUGUAAGCAAAUUAAAAAUUUUUGUUUUAAUAAAUUAAUUAAUUUAUUAGAACAAACAAAAGCAACUUUGACAUUUAAUAAUGCAUUAGUUAGGUGGCUCUACUCGAGUGACUUGGGAACAAAAAAUGAAUGAAGAAAACUGCUCCAUGGGAAGCCGAGAAAAUGCAUUUUUUUUAACGUAUACCGAUUUUGAACUUUGAGAUUACAUUUUCUUCAACCUAAUUUUUGAUUGGAAUUUUGCUAUUUUUGACAAUUUUCACUCGUAAUAUCGAUAGUUUUUAUUAUAAUAAUAUGUGUUAUGGGUAUUUUAAAGAUAUAAAAAUUGGUGUGGAGAAAGAGGACAAAAAUAAAAAGGUGAUGGUUGAAAAGGUGUGAUCCUAUUGUUUACAUCUUUGCCGUAAAUGCCGGUCAACUUUGACGGGUCGUAUCUCAGGAACCUCUCAUUAUAAUUAAACUUUUUUCUUUUAAAAGAAGCGCCCUGCCGCUUUUUUUCCAAUACUGUUUUCAUGAUUUAAUUUAAUUUAAUAUUUCCCGAGAUAUUCUAUUUGUUCAUAAACCAAAAAAUUGUUUAUAAUUUUAAAAUAUUCCUGAGGCCGCUUAAGUAAUCCAAUUUCAAUUCUGUAAAGUAUAAUAUUAGAUAGGUACAAUGCCUUUUUUACAAUAAUCAUAGUUAUUCUUAUGUAUCGUAAUUAUUGUGGUUAUUAUAGCGAUCGUAAAUUUUUGAUUAACAAUUUAAUUGUUGCUAAACUGUUUAUUCGAUUUCCAUCGGCUUCUGGCAUUAUAAUCUAUACGGAGUAUUACGGAGAGAGCUUUUAGGUUACCAAGUUAUUUAAUUAUUUGUAAAAAAUUACUUAUCUAAAAUUUUAGUUGAAAAUUAAAGAUUUUGUUGGAAAACCCCGCAUUUUCCGGGGAAAAUUUUUGUCGAAGUAAUUCGGAAAAAACACCUCUCUAUGCAGAACUUAAUUACGGUGAAUUUUUAUUUAGGUGUUUUUGGUUUAAAGUUAAAAUCUUUGGAGUUAUAGAGCAAAAAUUGAAAAAAACACGAUUAUUGGGCGCCAUUUUGUUUAUAAAAACAGUAGCACACUAUCUGCGGACUUUGCAUACCUAUAUUAUUAAUAUAUACAAUCAUAAGAUUCGAUUUCAGCAAUAAAAUUGCUGGUAAAUAACUUUUCCUUGUAUUUUGCUAAUUACCCCAGAGUAUGAUGGUUGUGACCUCUAAACCGAAUUAAACCUAAAACUGUCUUUCCUUAUUUCAAUUUACUCAGAUUUGAGUACUAGGGAAGCAGAAUUCUGUUGGAUUGUUAUUUAGUGGUGAAUUCAAAUCAUAGAUUCUCCCAUGUCCGCUAUUUAUCGGUCUGUUUUCUUAAAAGUUGUGAAAAGCUAAGGUUAUAGAAUGUUACCAAGAAUUCUGCAUUCCGACUUAAAAGAGAAUUUUUUCUUUUCUCUGUUGUUUAAAAUGUAUUGUUUGCUUAUUUGUUUCAAAGUUUCAAAUUUUUUAAUUUCUUAUUAAAAUUUUAAUCAAAAUA
Messenger RNA from Diabrotica virgifera virgifera (western corn rootworm), 3891 nucleotides. Its product is annotated as 15-hydroxyprostaglandin dehydrogenase [NAD(+)]. Gene Ontology annotation, molecular function: oxidoreductase activity, acting on the CH-OH group of donors, NAD or NADP as acceptor. Lineage: Eukaryota; Metazoa; Arthropoda; Insecta; Coleoptera; Chrysomelidae. The transcript has 5 exons. The coding region runs from base 145 to 969 and encodes 274 amino acids. The record is from RefSeq and is a predicted model, not a curated record. Gene Ontology annotation, cellular component: cytoplasm.